Melanaphis sacchari is the source of this 1535-nucleotide messenger RNA. It is a transcript of the gene Cluap1, whose product is annotated as clusterin-associated protein 1. Gene Ontology annotation, biological process: cilium assembly. Gene Ontology annotation, cellular component: intraciliary transport particle B; centrosome; cilium. Bases 215 to 1348 code for a protein of 377 amino acids. The record is from RefSeq and is a predicted model, not a curated record. Lineage: Eukaryota; Metazoa; Arthropoda; Insecta; Hemiptera; Aphididae. The transcript has 8 exons.
AGUUAAACAUUAUAUUAUUGUUUUAAGUAUAAGGUUCCUAUAUUUUACAGUAGAAUACAACACCACUGAAAUAACAUAAGUAAGUGCCUGUUCGUGGGGCCAUAGCAACAAAUAGUAACAACAAAUAUUUUACAAGUUUUCAUCAGAAGCACAUAUAAGCAUAUAGCAAUAACUUAACUACUAGUGCUAAGACUUGUUUAAAUUCACUGAAGUCAUGAGAUCAUUAGGAUAUCAUCAACAAAUACCUAUGGAUAGCUUUCAUAGUCCAAAUUUUAGUUUAGUGUCUGACAUUUUAUUUUGGUUGGCUCAGCGUUUUGAACCUGACACUAAUUUACCACAAGAAAUUGAAACAUCUGAACAGCGAGUUUAUUUCAUUCGUUCGAUUGUAGAAUUUUUUGUUCUUAAGACCAAUAUAAAGUUAAAUGUAAAGAAACUGUAUCAAGCUGAUCGAAAUGCAGUGGGUGAACUAUUAAAAAUAACUGAUUUGCUUAACGAUGCAUUAAAUAGAAAAAAAAUUUACGAGGAUGAAGGUUUUACCAAAUUGGAAACUAACUUAACAUACAAAGCCAAUGAACUAAAAACGACAAGAGAAUUGGCAUCUAAAAUUACUCAAAAAGGUGCCGAAUUAUUUCGUUCUUUAGAAGAAGAAAGCGAACUACGGCCAGUCAGAGAUAGCCGAGUUAAUGCCGCAUUGGAUAUUAAUGAAGUCGAACAAAGCCUUAAGACACUAAUUCAGAAAACAAAAAAAGAAACUGAACAUACUAGAGAGUUGAUAAAAAACAUAUCAGCAACUGAAGCCAAUCUGGAUGCAAAAAUUACAAAACGACGAGAAGAUUUAGAAAGAAAUUCAAAGAGACUUCAAACUUUGAAACAAGUGAGGCCAGCAUUCUUAGAAGAAUUUGAAGAUUUAGAAUCUGAACUCAGAAACUUAUAUCAAGAAUAUAUUACAAGACAAAGAUGUAUAAGUUACUUAGAACAUCAACAAGAACAGGUUGCUCAGGCAGAAUUAAUACACAUACAAGAACAACAAGAAUUAGCAAAAAAGAUUAUUGAAAAUAAUAAACAAGAUGAUGAUUUAAAAUUAUUGGAAGAAGUUAAUAACGAACCAUACAAUAACCAAUUUUUAGAAAAUACAGCAGAUAUCAAUAUUAAAGGAAGAGUUAGUAGUGCAGCUACAAGUAGAAAUCGGGGUAUGUUUGGCCGCUUAUCAGAUAGUGAAACAGAUUCUGAUUUAAUGUUGGAUGAUGAAGAAGAUUCCAAUAUAAUGGCAUCUGAUGGAGAACUAUCAACUUCCAGAGCUGAAAAACUUGGAAGUAUUCACAGUGAUAGUGUCGAUAGUAACAACUAAUAAGAUAGAUGAUUUAAAAAUAUAUAUUUGUUUUAAUAUUAUAAAUCUAAAAUUUAUAAGAUACAUAUUUACUCGUAUAUAUUAUUUACAAUCAACACGAUGCUACUAUGUCAUAUGUCAUCAUCUUCUAGUUCAUAGUUUUUACUCUUUUUCAAUUUUUAGAGUCAAUAAACAAUCCCAAAACAAA